Rhopalosiphum maidis (corn leaf aphid) is the source of this 582-nucleotide messenger RNA. Its product is annotated as probable deoxyuridine 5'-triphosphate nucleotidohydrolase. Bases 1 to 582 code for a protein of 193 amino acids. Gene Ontology annotation, biological process: dUMP biosynthetic process; dUTP catabolic process. Gene Ontology annotation, molecular function: dUTP diphosphatase activity; magnesium ion binding. Lineage: Eukaryota; Metazoa; Arthropoda; Insecta; Hemiptera; Aphididae. The transcript has 2 exons. The record is from RefSeq and is a predicted model, not a curated record.
AUGACAGACGUUCGUAAAUUAAAAGUUUUUCGAGUUGUACCACACGCACAAUUGCCUACUAAAGCCACUCUACAAUCGGCAGGUUACGAUUUAUACAGUGCAUACAGAUACAACAUAUCGCCUAAAGGUAAAGAACUAUUGGACACGGGUUUAUGCAUAUGUUUACCCGAAGGUUCGUACGGUAAAAUAGAACCGGUUUCAAAACUGGCUUGGAAAUAUCAAAUCGAUGUCGGUGCUGGUAUUAUUGAUGCCGAUUAUCGAGGAAACGUCCAUGUCUUGUUAUUCAAUCACUCGAAAAAACCGUUUAUUGUGAAUCCUGGUGACAAAAUAGCUCAAUUGAUAUGUCAACCACUCGUAUGGCCGAUAGAUUUGGAAGAAUCCACAAGUGUAGACGUUACGUCGCGCGGUAAACGUGGGAUAAAACGCAAUCGUUCGGUUUCAUCGUCACCGCCACUAAUCACUGACGAUCUCAUUUGUCAUGAAACGUUUGAUAUAAACGAUUACACGGAACACGUAUUCGACAACGGCGGAGAUCUCAUAGAAGAGAUAGAUGUAGAAUUAUUUAUGGAUCCGUUUGUUUGA